AUGUCCACUACUCCAGCAGAGAACAACCCCUGCUGCACGAAGUGCUCCACACCCCGAACCUACUCACAGUUCAUCGCAAACCACACAUCGACCAAGCAACUAAACCUAUUCUCAGAACAAGACACAUGCGCCAUCUGCCAGCUCCCCUACGGCAGCUCGAACCUCGCCCUCCAAAUGCUCGACAAGCCACUCGCCAUCACCAACCUCCCCGGCUGCAACCACAUCCUCGGCUCAGCCUGUAUCCACCAAAUGAGCCUCGACACUUCAUCCGGCUCUUCGCGGCGAUGCCCACUCUGCCGAACAGAAUGGUGGCAACAACCGGAAUACUAUACCGACAACGUCAGCGAGAGUGACAAGUACGAUAUCUCAGAAGCCAUAGCUAGGUGUUGGCAAACCGACUAUAGUACAGCGAGGUAUCAUAUAUAUGGGGAGCCGGAGUACGCUGCUGUGUAUCCGCCACGCGGACUGGAUGAGCUGCAGCAGAAACUUGAUUUUAAGAAUAGGAUUGGGGAUGCGGUUACGACAGAUGUGAUUGAGAAGAGGAUUCAGGAUCUGAGGAAAGAGUCUGUUGUUGGGUUGGGUGAGCUAUCUUAUGAUCCGUAUAAGGUUCUGAGGGGUAACACGAUGGUGGACCCGUUUGCGUUUAAUAACUACCACCUUCGAGUACCGGAUUUGGGAUUCGCUAUCUUUAGGACGCUGGUUUCGUCGCGGGGGUUUCGGUUUCUGGAGAUGUAUCGUGACGCAACGCGCGGAAAGCAUAAGGAUGGGGAUGUGGCAUGUUUGGUGGCUGUUGAAGAGGAGUGGAUGGAGAUGUUUCCGAAGGAUGAAAGACAAUGGGUUAGAUUGAUACUUAAUGUGCUGUGGAUAGCAGAUCUGGAUGAUUCAGAGGAUGCAGAGGGUCCAGAGGAUCCAGAAGGCCCAGAGGGCCCAGAGGAUGAGGUUCCAAAGACCAAGCGCAGGUGGAGGGUGCUGUUGCGCAGGAGAAAGGUCCGUUAG
This is a messenger RNA of Alternaria novae-zelandiae, 996 nucleotides long. RefSeq lists its product as uncharacterized. Bases 1 to 996 code for a protein of 331 amino acids. Lineage: Eukaryota; Fungi; Ascomycota; Dothideomycetes; Pleosporales; Pleosporaceae. The record is from RefSeq and is a predicted model, not a curated record. The transcript has a single exon.